GAAAUUCCAGCACUCAAAGAAAGGAGGCAGGAGGAUCCAAUGUUCAAGGCUAGUCUUAGUGACAGAGAAAACUGGAGAGGAGCUUGAGCUGCCUGAGACCCUGUCUCAAACACAAAAAUGGAUCUGGGAGGCCAAAUGGGGAGAGGCGUACCAGAGGGUGUUUUUUGAAGAGGCUGAGCUGCUCUCUUCCCUCAUCCAAUCCUUUCUAGUCCUUACUCUCUUAUCUCCAUUCUUUUCCCUUCUAAUUUCUGCCUACACAUCCAGCCCCGCCUCAUUGAGUUAUGCAAAUGAGCGCUAAUAGCCCCGCCCCGACAUGCUAACAACUUCCCGCCCAUUUGUGUUAUGCAAAUGAAGAACCCAGUGGCCCCGUCUGUCUGGCUAACAAGAGGCUUGGGCCCGCCCUCCACUGGGUUAUGCAAAUGAUGGCUCGUGCCCCCGCCCCACUGGGUUAUACAAAUAAGGCACCCUGUGGCCCCGCCCCUGCCUCGGCCACGGAGUCUGCGCGGAGCGGCAAGUCCGGCGGUCCAGACUUCAUCUCGGUGUCCGCCUGCCUGACCAGCGAUCUGUCUGACUGUUCUGCGACGCCGGGACUGUCUAGAGGAAGCGAGGGUUCAGGCGGCGGCGGCCUAGACAGGGCCUCAAUGGAGCCCUGGAUGUACAGUGCCCACCCUCACCUGCCUGGGCCUCAGUUUCCACAUCCGUGCAAUGGAGAUGAGUGUGCUUGCCCUGCUGGCUUCAAGGAGUGGCUGUGAGUUGGUGACAGUGGAGGUGGAUGCCUGUAGGAAGCCCUAGGGUGCUUUCACAGGCCCAGCCUUCACCAUGGCUGGAGGGAGACCUCACCUGAAGCGGAGUUUCUCCAUCAUCCCCUGCUUUGUCUUCGUGGAGUCUGUGUUGCUGGGCAUCGUGGUCCUUCUUGCUUACCGCCUGGAGUUCACGGACACCUUCCCUGUGCACACCCAGGGCUUCUUCUGCUAUGACAGCGCUUAUGCCAAGCCGUACCCCGGGCCUGAGGCUGCCAGCCGAGCACCCCCUGCCCUCAUCUAUGCUCUGGUUACUGCUGGGCCCACACUCACGAUCCUGCUGGGGGAGCUGGCCCGUGCCUUCUUCCCUGCACCACCCUCCGCCAGUCCUGUCAGUGGGGAGAGCACCAUUGUGUCCGGGGCCUGCUGCCGCUUCAGUCCCCCACUGCGGAGGCUGGUCCGUUUCCUGGGAGUGUACUCUUUUGGCCUCUUCACCACGACCAUCUUUGCGAAUGCAGGACAAGUGGUGACCGGUAACCCCACACCUCAUUUCCUGUCGGUGUGUCGCCCCAACUACACAGCCCUAGGCUGCCCACCGCCGUCUCCUGACCGGCCAGGGCCUGACCGCUUCGUCACGGACCAGAGCGCCUGUGCAGGCAGUCCCAGCUUGGUGGCUGCCGCACGCCGCGCCUUUCCCUGCAAGGAUGCGGCCCUGUGCGCCUACGCGGUCACCUAUACUGCGAUGUACGUGACCCUAGUGUUCCGCGUGAAGGGCUCUCGCCUAGUGAAACCUUCCCUCUGCCUGGCCCUGCUGUGCCCCGCCUUCCUGGUGGGCGUGGUCCGCGUGGCAGAGUAUCGCAACCACUGGUCGGACGUGCUGGCUGGCUUUCUGACGGGAGCAGCCAUUGCCACCUUUUUGGUCACCUGUGUUGUGCACAAUUUCCAGAGCCGACCCCACUCUGGUCGAAGGCUCUCCCCCUGGGAGGACCUGAGCCAGGCUCCCACCAUGGACAGCCCCCUCGAAAAGUUAAGUGUGGCCCAGGAACCCGAGACCUCCAGGCCGCAUUCGACACCGGCACGGCUCACCCCAUCCAAGCCGCAGAACUGUGCCCGCCGUGGCCACCUGAUUCCCAGCUGUGUGUCCUCCAGGGCGCCAGCGAUGUGCUCCUCGCCCCGUGUGCCCCGCCCUCGACUGAGGUCUGAGCCAACACCCCUGCCUCUGCCGCUGCCCCUUCCUGCACCGACUCCCAGCCAGGGUCCCUCGCCUUCCUCCCCUGGACCCGGGGGCCCAGGCGGGGGAGGUGGGCGUGGCCGGAAGCUGCUGCUGCCCACACCCCUGCUACGGGACCUGUACACCCUCAGUGGACUCCAUCCCUCCCCUUUCCACCGCGACAACUUCAGCCCUUAUCUGUUUGCCAGCCGCGACCACCUGCUGUGAGACCCACCACCUAAAAUCUACCCAGUAUCCCCUGUUUCCCCCCUGCCACGCGUGCGUGUGGCACGUAAGUGCUAAAGGCCCUUGCCCUCCAAACCAGCCAGGCCCAGCGUCAGAAGGCGGCUGGAAGGAACACUUCAAGGCAGGGAGUCUCUUGGCUGCUCUUUAGCCUUCUGGGACAUCUGGGUAGGCAAAAAUAACCAGGUGGGCCCUUUCCCUAGGAUUGCCCUUUAAACGGCUGAUGCUUGACCCAACUGGCCAUUGCCUAGCCAGUGAGAGCUCUGAAUUCUCAGAAUUCAACCCAAAAGUUUACAAAAGUUUGUGGGAACCUCUCACUUCUUAGCUUCCUCAAGAAAGAGGGUGCUACUCUGGCCAGUGUGCAGUGUCUAAACCGCCAAUAAGAGCCCUUGGCGUUCAGAAUUGCUGAGAGUGGGUGGGAAUGAUUCCAGUCAAUGGGGGACCGCCCGUGUCAAAGCCAAGGAGGGCUAUCCAGUCUCUCCCCGGGAACAUGGAGUCCAGCUGGAGGGUGGGGGGGCAGGCUCCCCCACAGCAGGGUCCUGCGGCACCCCUUCCUUUCUAGUCCUUCCCCAGGUGCACCAUCUCACACCCUCCAACCCCCUACUUAAGUAGGGUUUGCCCCAGUUCACAGGUUUUGGAGUUCCGGAUACUGUCUCCCUUGGCUGUGCCUAGGGCACCCCCAUCCCCAACCUUCUAUUAUUUAUUAGGGCUGUGGAAAAAGACUUUAUUUUCUUGGGACCCACCCUCCUUCUUCACACUGCCCCCAUGCCUCAGCCUCAUGCAGUUGUGCCAUCUUGGGGGGCAUGGGUGGAGUAGAAGGGGGUUCCCUUACCCUGAAUAGCCAAAGGCAGUGGGCAGAUGAGGCUCUGUCCCCCUUUCCUGCCCCCCCCAUCUUUAAUAAAGACCUGUUUGUAACAGAA
Arvicanthis niloticus (Nile rat) is the source of this 3113-nucleotide messenger RNA. RefSeq names its product phospholipid phosphatase related 2 (gene Plppr2). Gene Ontology annotation, molecular function: phosphatidate phosphatase activity. Lineage: Eukaryota; Metazoa; Chordata; Mammalia; Rodentia; Muridae. Gene Ontology annotation, biological process: phospholipid dephosphorylation; phospholipid metabolic process; signal transduction. The record is from RefSeq and is a predicted model, not a curated record. Gene Ontology annotation, cellular component: plasma membrane.